Molecule: messenger RNA, 3879 nt
Organism: Tachyglossus aculeatus (Australian echidna)
Lineage: Eukaryota; Metazoa; Chordata; Mammalia; Monotremata; Tachyglossidae
Gene: ATP2A3
Product: ATPase sarcoplasmic/endoplasmic reticulum Ca2+ transporting 3
Exons: 21
Coding region: 84-3116 (1010 amino acids)
Biological process (GO): calcium ion transmembrane transport; intracellular calcium ion homeostasis
Cellular component (GO): membrane
Molecular function (GO): ATP binding; P-type calcium transporter activity; ATP hydrolysis activity
Source: RefSeq, a predicted model, not a curated record
CAUCCAUCCAUCCGUCCGUCCGUCCGUCCAUCCAUCCACCCGUCCGGGCCACGGCGCUCCCCUCGGCGCAGCCCGGCGCCGGCAUGGAGGAGGAGGAGGAGGCGCCGUGGCGGGGCCGGGCCCCCCACGAGCUGUCUGCCACGGCGGUGCUGCGGACCUUCUCCGUGGAGGCCAGCCAGGGGCUGAGCCCGGCCCAGGUGCUCCGCAGCCGGGACAAGUACGGGCCCAACGAGCUCCCGGCCGAGGAGGGGAAGUCCCUCUGGGAGUUGGUGCUCCAGCAGUUCGAAGACCUCCUGGUUCGUAUCCUCCUCCUGGCCGCCUUCGUCUCCUUUGUGCUGGCCUGGUUAGAGGAGGGGGAAGAGACGGUCACCGCGUUCGUGGAGCCGAUCGUCAUCCUCCUCAUCCUCCUCGCCAAUGCCGUCGUGGGCGUGUGGCAGGAGAGGAACGCGGAGAGCGCCAUCGAGGCACUGAAGGAGUACGAGCCGGAGAUGGGGAAGGUGAUCCGCGCGGGCCGCCAGGGCGUGCAGAGGAUCCGGGCCCGCGACAUCGUCCCCGGGGACAUCGUCGAGGUGGCAGUCGGUGACAAGGUCCCGGCCGACAUCCGCAUCAUCGAGGUCAAGUCCACCACGUUGAGAGUGGACCAGUCCAUCCUCACAGGUGAAUCCGUGUCGGUGACCAAGCACGCGGACCCCAUCCCGGACCCCCGCGCUGUCAACCAGGACAAGAAGAACAUGCUGUUUUCGGGCACCAACGUCGCCGCGGGCAAGGCGACGGGUGUGGUGGUGGCCACGGGCAUCCGCACGGAGAUCGGCAAGAUCCGGGAGCAGAUGGUGGCCGGGGCAGCGGCGGAGCGGACGCCGUUGCAGCAGAAGCUGGACGAGUUCAGCCAUCAGCUGUCCAAGGUCAUCUCGCUGGUGUGCGCGGCCGUCUGGCUCAUCAACAUCGGCCACUUCGGCGACCCCGUCCACGGCGGCUCCUGGCCGCGAGGCGCCGUCUACUACUUCAAGAUCGCCGUGGCCCUGGCCGUGGCCGCCAUCCCCGAGGGCCUGCCGGCCGUCAUCACCACGUGCCUGGCUCUGGGCACCCGCCGCAUGGCCAAGAAGAACGCCAUCGUCCGGAGCCUGCCUUCCGUGGAGACGCUGGGCUGCACCUCGGUCAUCUGCUCCGACAAGACUGGCACCCUGACCACCAACCAGAUGUCUGUGUGCCGGAUGUUCAUCCUGGACAAAGUGGAGGAACAGGGCUGCAGCCUACACGAGUUCAGCAUCACCGGCUCCACCUACGCCCCCGAAGGCUCUGUGCUGAAGGACGGUGUCCCCGUGCGCUGCGGCCAGUACGACGGGCUCGUGGAGGUGGCCACCAUCUGCGCCCUCUGCAAUGACUCCUCUUUGGACUACAACGAGGCCAAGAAAGUGUACGAGAAGGUCGGAGAGGCCACGGAAACGGCGCUGACCUGCCUGGUGGAGAAGAUGAAUGUGUUCGACGUGGACCUCCGCUCCCUCUCCGAGGUGGAGCGGGCCAGCGCCUCCAAUUCGGUGUUCCGACAGCUGAUGAGGAAGGAGUUCACCCUGGAGUUCUCCCGGGACCGCAAGUCCAUGUCUGUGUACUGCUCGCCCACCGGGUCCGGCACCCCCAAGUCCGGCAGCAAGAUGUUUGUGAAGGGGGCCCCCGAGAGUGUCAUCGAGCGCUGCAGCUCCGUGCGGGUGGGCAACCGCGCGGUCCCGCUCACCAACACGGUGCGGGAGGCCAUCCUGGCACGCAUCCGGGCGUGGGGCACGGGCAGCGACACCCUGCGCUGCCUGGCGCUGGCCACCCGGGAUGACCCGCCCAGGAGGGAGGAGAUGCAGCUGGAGGACGCCACCCAGUUCGCCGCCUAUGAGAGCCAGCUGACGUUGGUGGGCUGCGUGGGCAUGCUGGACCCCCCGCGCCAGGAGGUGAGCGCGUCCAUCGAGCUGUGCCGCCAGGCGGGCAUCCGCGUGGUCAUGAUCACCGGGGACAACAAGGCCACGGCCGUGGCCGUCUGCCGGCGCAUCGGCAUCCUGUCCCAGACGGAGGAGGCGGCCGGCCGGGCCUUCACCGGCCGUGAGUUCGACGACCUGACGCCGGAGGAGCAGCGGCGCGCCUGCGGGUCGGCCUGCUGCUUCGCCCGUGUGGAGCCCGCCCACAAGUCCAAGAUCGUCGAGUACCUGCAGUCCUUCCACGAGAUCACCGCCAUGACGGGCGACGGAGUGAACGACGCCCCGGCGCUGAAGAGGGCGGAGAUCGGCAUCGCCAUGGGGUCCGGCACGGCAGUGGCCAAGUCGGCGGCGGAGAUGGUGCUGUCGGACGACAACUUCUCCACCAUCGUGGCGGCCGUGGAGGAGGGCCGCGCCAUCUACAACAACAUGAAGCAGUUCAUCCGUUACCUCAUCUCCUCCAACGUCGGCGAGGUGGUCUGUAUCUUCCUGACGGCCGUCCUGGGGCUGCCCGAGGCCCUGAUCCCCGUCCAGCUGCUGUGGGUCAAUUUGGUGACCGACGGGCUGCCAGCCACGGCCCUGGGCUUCAACCCCCCGGACCUGGACAUCAUGGAGAAGAAGCCCCGUGACCCCCGGGAGCCCCUCAUCAGCGGCUGGCUCCUCUUCCGCUACCUGGCAAUCGGGGUGUACGUCGGGCUGGCCACAGUGGGUGCCGCCACUUGGUGGUUCCUGUACGACGCCGAUGGGCCGCAAGUCACCUUCCACCAGCUGAGAAACUUCAUGAGAUGCACAGAGCGCAACCCACUCUUUGAAGGGGUGGACUGUGGGGUCUUUGAAUCCCACUACCCCACCACCAUGGCGUUGUCGGUGCUGGUGACCAUCGAGAUGUGCAACGCCCUCAAUAGCAUCUCCGAGAACCAGUCGUUGUUGCGGAUGCCACCGUGGCUCAACUGGUGGCUGAUGGGGGCCAUCGUGAUGUCUAUGGCCCUGCAUUUCAUCAUCCUCUACGUCAAGCCCAUGCCGCUCAUCUUCCAGGUGACCCCCUUGAGCUGGGCCCAGUGGUUGGUGGUGAUGCAGAUCUCCUUCCCGGUCAUCCUGCUGGAUGAGGGGCUGAAGUUCCUCUCUCGCCACUACCCGGAGGGGGAGAAGGACAAAAAGUGACUGGGAGGCCGGCAGAGCUGGCAGAGCCGCUGAGGGGCCCAGGUGGCACCGAAGACCCCGAGGGCACCCAUCCCCGGCAGCCAGCCGGGCCUGCGGAGACCGAGCCACUGGCCCCCGGGGUCCUGGCCCAAUCUAGUGCAGGGGAAACCUGUAUUUUUAUUCUGUCGCAUUCCCGGGGGGGGCCUGGGGGUCCCUUCUGCUGGGUCUGGAGUACCCCUACCCCCCCCACCCACCCCGCCUUCUGGACUGCCUCUCUCCCCACGACCCUCUCUGUGUGGGCCAGUGAGGGUGAGCAAAGCCGGCCCUCUGGGGACCGCCCGCUCGGGCACACGGUGGGGGCCGCUGGGAGCUCGGGGAUGUCCCAGAGAUUGGCUUGGCAGGCAGGGUGCCUUGCCCUCAGCUGCCAAGCAAGUUGCCACUUUCUGGGGCUGCCCCACCACCCCCGACCCGGGGCCCUUCUCCUUCUCCCGGUUUGUUCUCUAGGCUCCCUGUAUUCCAUCUAUGUCUCCCUCUGCCCCUCUGUGACUGAAGAACAAGGCUGGUUCCCUCCACGCUCCAUGGUUCUGUUUCACCGGGUCUGCUGGGUAAGGGGGUGUGCAUGGAGGGGAGAAAUCUCCCCUCUGCUCAGCUCCCACCCACAGCACCCAGGGGCAAAGCCAGAGCUGGAGGCCAAGAGGAGUGGACAACGUCCUCCUCCUCCUCCCUGUCCCCCUCUUCCCCCUCUUUCCUAUGUCCCUCCUCCCAGCAUCCUGUCUACUCCUUG